AUGACCGCGCAGUUCAUCAAUGACGUUUGCUCUGGAAAUUUCACCGAGGAUUGGUCUGUAUGUAUGCGACGCGAACUAGCUACAGCACUCUUGGGUGUGGUCCAACUGACAACGUCGCUAUCAAAGUCAGCCUCACGUGAAAGUAUGAGCAAAGAGCCUGUGCAUUCUAUUCUGAAUUCGAAAAGGUUCUGGUUAUCUGUCGCAGCGCUGGCUCUUGUACGAGAUCGUUCGUGGUUAGCCUUGAGUGAAAAGUGGAAUGAUGUACGGACUCCAAGUCAAGAGCCAGUCACUCUGUGCGAGAAUCACGAUGACGGAAUGACACCGGCUCAGGAGUUCUCACCCAUGGAUGAACCUUUACCUCGUCGUACCGUUAUUACCAUUAAUCUCGGAAAGGUGUUCUGUUCGGACUGUGAGUGUGCAUUGUGCCGUGAAUGCUUUUCUGUGAUGCAUCUCCACAAACGGAAUCGCUCCCAUCGUGUUACCUCAUUGGCACCACCACCAGCCCGCCUGGAAGAGAUCGACAUUCAUCAAGGUUGUGCUCGAAUGCGAGUCGCUAAUCUUCUGAUUUUGUUCCACGGUGAAUCGUUGAAUGGUCUCGUCGAAUUGCCCUCCGACCCAUUCGCAGGUGCUCACAAACGCUGCGACCAUCGCUGCAGGGCGAUCAACACCAUGUCGCACUCUGGCUUAAGUGAUUUGCUCGAGCCGCUGUUGGCAUUGAAAGCUGAAGUGGCUCAAAAGGCAAACAUGCGACUUGAAUUCGAUGGCCUCCUAGGCUGCACAGCUCUUGACCGAUCCUCAGAGGCCCUGCAGUCGUUCCAGUACAACGCCGCUGAGCUGGUUUGUGGUGGCUGCUCAGCACCAGCAGGUACGGAGCUUACGGUUAGCAACGCCUUCUGCGCGGCCCUGUCUAUGACGAUUUUCCAGGGCUCGUGCUGUCCUACCUCGAAUCAAUUCGCCAUCCAAUGUCCUAUACCGGUACAGAGGGUCGGGUGA
Molecule: messenger RNA, 993 nt
Organism: Cooperia oncophora
Lineage: Eukaryota; Metazoa; Nematoda; Chromadorea; Rhabditida; Trichostrongylidae
Source: the annotation of a GenBank genome assembly